Trichoderma atroviride IMI 206040 is the source of this 1004-nucleotide messenger RNA. RefSeq lists its product as uncharacterized. NCBI's taxonomy places the organism in Eukaryota, Fungi, Ascomycota, Sordariomycetes, Hypocreales, Hypocreaceae. The record is from RefSeq and is a predicted model, not a curated record.
GCGGCCGGAAGCACAAUAGCAACAAGCAUCGUGGCACAGUAUCUUCUAUCAUUGGCGUCUCCUACGAAGCUACAGCGGUUCCUCACUUGUUCUCGUCGCAUCGUUCCUGUUUGCAGCCUCACUCCCCCUAAACGCUCACCAACCAACUCUCCAAGAUGGCUACCCCGCCCGUGCCCUUCAACCGACUCAAGCAGAUCGCCACAGAUGUGUGCAACAACGCCAUCGGCAGUGCGGAAUUCUACGACCACGCAAAGACGGAGCAAUGGAACUCAACCAUCAUUAGCUCAAUGCUAAAGGCGCUCAUCUCCGAGGCCACUCCUCAAGGCCCCAAUGGCGCCCCCUCAUACAAGUUUGCUUGCAACAGCACCAUUGUCCAGCACCUGGUCCCCACGUCCGCGCUGAACAAGUCCCGCGGUGGCACCGACACCAAGUCCGAGGAGCCUCAUGUGUCGACGAGCACGGAAGCCACCGCUACGGACGGCAAGCCACAUGUCGGCAGACGAGGAAUGCACAGCGCAACUGGCGCAUACUGGGACGAGAAGAAGGACGGCAUGUGGACCUUCAAGUUUGACGGAGGCGAGGGCAAGGGCAUGGACGUGGUUAUCAUGCUGAUUUGGAUCGCUGUUUGAAGAGGGGAGAAGAAGGAGGAGAGAGAGGACAAGUGAUGGACCAAGUCUCUCGUCCACAUCUCGAUGGAACAAGCAUUGGCUUUUGGAUGAUGAGCAUCUGGCGAGUCAGGUCUGGGCCAAUUGCACUUGUAUAGACGUGUGGUGGUUUAGGAGAACCAAUUCUGCUGCCAUGUGUUCGUCUGUGAUGUGCUCCUUUGCUGGAAUACUUGCAUAUCGAGCGACGGGAUGCUGCGACGGGAUGAGCAACUAAACAUAGCAUGGAAGAACAAGCUAAGGAUACCUAUGGAGUCGAUUGUCAUUUAAGCUUAUUAAUCUUUUUUUUUACACUUUAACACAAUUAUUCAAUGUUGGCAUUUUGUCCAAGCUGUCUGCUAA